Messenger RNA from Pelagomonas calceolata, 612 nucleotides. NCBI's taxonomy places the organism in Eukaryota, Pelagophyceae, Pelagomonadales, Pelagomonadaceae. The record is from the annotation of a GenBank genome assembly.
GGCCACUUAGGUAGGAUUUAUACAGAGGGGCGCGCGAACCUACGCCUCGAGCGCGAGGCCCGUGCCCACGAUGGCGACGACGCCGAGGAGCAGAGGCAUCGGCAUGUCGAGCAUCGACACCGGGUCGUCGUUCCACGGGUGCGUGUACUGGAUGACGCCGGCGCCGACAGCCCAGGCCAAAUAAACGCCGGCCACGGCCUGCUUCUGCUUCAUGUUGCCGUAGUACGACACGAGGAUGCACAAAACGCUGAACCAGAUGGCCGUGUUGCCGACGAUCGCGAGGGCGUGAAACAUGAGUUUCGGGUAGCCGCCCACGGUGACGCCCUUCUUGUUCGUCUUGCCGAAAAUCUCUUCCUCGGAGAUCUUGCCCCCGCCGAUCGCGCCGAUCCCGCCGUCCGCCGCGGUCAGGUGCUGGACCCACACGGGCAGGAAGAGCAGCGUGGCCAGGCACAGGCCGUAGGUGAAGGCGUUCUUGACAGGCAUUUCGUAGGUAUGCGCUUGGUGCGUGAACCGAGGGAUAUUACCAGUAGGCAUGCAGAGGCAGCCCUUUUGGAGUUUUGGAGCACGAGAUGGAGCGCGCGCGGCAGCUUUCCAGGAUUCGGCUCCUGCUAG